AUGGCUGGUGUCGCAAAAUUAUUUGAUGGACAUGUUCUUGAUAAAUCGAACAAAGAGAUUAAUCUUAAUGAUGAUCAAUAUAAAGGAAAAGUAGUUGGUCUUUAUUUUAGUGCUCAUUGGUGUCCACCAUGUCGUAAUUUUACUCCAAAAUUAGUUGAAUUUUAUAACAAACAUGCACAAGAGAAAAAUUUUGACAUUAUUUUUGUAAGUUCUGAUCGUGAUGAAGCAGCUUUUAAUGAUUAUUAUAAAGAUAUGCCUUGGCUAGCAUUAUCUUUUAAAGAUCGUAAAAAUAAAGAGGAAUUAUCAAAAAAAUUCAAUAUAUCUGGAAUUCCAACAUUAAUUUUAAUUGAUGGUGAUUCAGGGGAUAUUAUUUGUACUGAUGCAAGAAACUAUAUUCAACAUGAAGAUGAAAAUGGUGACAAUUUUCCAUGGAAAUCAUAA
Molecule: messenger RNA, 441 nt
Organism: Adineta steineri
Lineage: Eukaryota; Metazoa; Rotifera; Eurotatoria; Adinetida; Adinetidae
Source: the annotation of a GenBank genome assembly